AUGGAUUCACAUAAGUUUGGUAAAUUCAGAGUUGAAAGACAGGUGUUGAAUGAGGAAAGUCUAGAGGAGGUUGCACACAAAAAAAGCUAUUAUGAAACUCAUCCACCGUUUACUAAUAAGCUGAAAGAUUCUUUACGCUGUUCAGUCCCCAGACUAAAGAGAUGGGCCCUGAGCAAGUUCCCUGUGUUGUAUUGGCUACCCAAGUACUCAGUGUGGGACUAUGGUAUGCCAGAUCUAAUCUCUGGCAUCAGUGUUGGUAUCAUGCACUUGCCACAAGGUAUGGCUUAUGCCUUGUUAGCCUCCUUGCCUCCUGUUUUUGGACUCUACAGCUCACUCUAUCCACCACUGAUCUACUUAUUUUUUGGAACAUCACGCCAUAUUUCCAUAGGGACAUUCACUGUGCUCAGUAUAAUGGUUGGAAGUGUAACAGAAACACUUGCUCCUGACACAGCAUUUUUGAUAAAUAAUGGGACAAACAUCACAAUGGAAGUCAAUAUCACAGCUCGAGACUUGUAUCGCGUCCAGGUGGCAGCUGCUACCACAGUCCUUGGAGGACUGAUUCAGGUGAUGCUUGGGGUGAUAAAGUUUGGCUUUGUUGGAACUUACCUGGCUGAACCUCUGGUGCGGGCCUACACAACUGCUGCAGCAGUUCAUGCUGUGAUUGGGCAAAUAAAAUAUAUCUUUGGAAUAUCACCAACACGAUUCAGUGGGCCACUGUCGCUUGUAUACACAUUUGGACAUAUAUGCACCCUGCUUCCUCAGACUCAUUUGCCAACCCUACUGGUCAGUGCUGUAUCUAUAGUGUGUCUUGUUGUAGCCAAGGAGCUCAACUCUUUCCUGCGCCCAAAGCUGCCAGUGCCGAUUCCAGUGGAGCUCAUUACAAUUGUGAGUGCAACAGUGAUAUCUUCCUAUUCACAUCUGAGCAACAACUACACAAUUUCAGUUGUUGGAGAGAUACCUAGUGGUCUUAGUCCUCCAUGUGUGCCAGAUGUGAGCCUGUUUAGACAGGUCAUUGGCGAUGCAUUUGCAUUAGCCAUUGUUGGUUAUGCCAUUUCAAUUUCACUUGGAAAAACAUUUGCACUGAAACAUGGAUACAAGGUGGACAGUAAUCAGGAGCUCCUGGCACUAGGAUUGAGUAAUAUGGUUGGAGGCUUUUUUGAGUGCUUUGCUAUUUGUUCAUCUAUGUCCAGAAGUCUUAUACAGGAGAGCACCGGUGGAAAAACACAGAUGGCUAGUUUGGCCUCAGCUGUGAUUGUAUUGGUUACUAUAAUGAAGCUUGGUCCUUUGUUCCAGGAACUCCCAAAGGCAGUCCUUGCAUCAAUUGUGCUCGUUAAUCUCAAGAGUAUGUUCAAACAACUGUUUGACAUUGCGACUUUGUGGAAAAAAAGCAAGAUUGACCUGUUGGUAUGGUUGGUCACUUUGAUAUCAACUCUGCUCCUUAAUCUGGAUAUGGGCCUGGCAGCGUCUAUUGCUUUUGCUCUUCUUAGCGUCAUUGUGAGAACUCAAAUGCCAACAUAUUCUAUUUUGGGAAACAUUCGGGGUACUGAUGUGUAUGUGGAUAUAGAAACCCAUAAUCAGGCAAGAGAGAUCCCUGGUAUUACAAUAUUCCACUCUUCUGCUACUGUCUAUUUUGCUAAUUCUGAUUUAUACCUUGAAGCUCUCAAAGAAAAGAGUGGACUUGACAUCAGUAAAAUGAUCAUUUAUAAGAGGAGACAGGAGGCUAAACAAAGGCGCAGAGAAAGGAGGGCAGAAAGACGAGCGAAAAGGCAGGCCAAAAAAGAGAAGAGACAAGCCCAGAGGGCAGCUGAGCAGCUGGCUGGUGCCCCUGUGUUUUCUGUGGAGGAGGAGGCUGGACAAUGGAGGGACAUGGGAUUGGAUAACGUUAGUGCAGGAGAGAAUGAAGAACAGAUUACAGAGAGAGAAAAUGGCACUGUGUUUGUAAUGCCAACCACCCCAAGGACUCCAGACGGUCAGUGCAGAUGGGAGUACCUAAAGGGAGGAGCAGAUCCAGAAAACAUAAGCUUAGGCUGGCUCUCUGAGCUGCCGGAUGGGGACACCACAACCCUAGGCUCCAGCAGUGAGGACACACUGAGUCAGGAUCUGGAGAGGGUGUCGCUGGGGUCUCUGGGAAAGUGGACUUGGGAUAUUCACUCUAUUAUUUUAGACCUGUCCACAGCUAACUUCAUUGAUAUAGUGGCUAUGAAAACAAUGCAAAAUAUUUUUCAAGACUUCAGUGAGAUUGAUGUGGAUAUCUACUUGGCUGGGUGUCAGACUUCUGUGGUGGAACAGUUGGAAAGAGGGUGCUUUUUCUCAGAAUUCAUAACAAAGAAGCACCUUUUUGCUACUGUUCAUGAUGCUGUACUUUUCUGUCUGAAUCAUCGUGGGGCAAGAACUUUCACUAGAUAUGAGCCAUCUUUGGACAUCUGCAUCAGUACAAAGCUUUAAACUGGUUGACGGGGAAAUGCAAC
Molecule: messenger RNA, 2468 nt
Organism: Periophthalmus magnuspinnatus
Lineage: Eukaryota; Metazoa; Chordata; Actinopteri; Gobiiformes; Gobiidae
Gene: slc26a6l1
Product: solute carrier family 26 member 6, like
Exons: 19
Coding region: 1-2445 (814 amino acids)
Biological process (GO): transmembrane transport
Cellular component (GO): membrane
Molecular function (GO): chloride transmembrane transporter activity; bicarbonate transmembrane transporter activity; secondary active sulfate transmembrane transporter activity
Source: RefSeq, a predicted model, not a curated record